AUGGCAUUAAACCACAGUGUCCCACCUCAAGAUGACUACAUUCCACACUAUCUUCGGGAUGGAGACCCUUUUGCAUCCAAACUCUCCUGGGAAGCUGACUUAGUGGCUGGUUUCUAUUUAACCAUAAUAGGUGUGUUGUCCACCUUGGGAAAUGGCUAUGUGAUUUAUAUGUCUUCAAAACGAAAGAAGAAGCUGAGACCUGCUGAAAUAAUGACAGUUAAUUUAGCAGUCUGUGACUUGGGGAUUUCAGUUGUAGGCAAGCCUUUCACCAUCAUCUCUUGCUUCUCUCAUCGCUGGGUGUUUGGCUGGGUUGGCUGCCGCUGGUAUGGAUGGGCUGGUUUUUUCUUUGGCUGUGGAAGUCUUAUCACCAUGACUGCUGUCAGCUUGGACAGAUACUUGAAAAUCUGCCAUCUGUCUUACGGGACUUGGCUGAAGAGACAUCACGCCUACAUCUGCCUGGUUAUCAUCUGGGCCUAUGCCACUUUCUGGGCAACCAUGCCCUUGGCGGGUCUGGGGAACUAUGCCCCUGAGCCUUUUGGAACAUCCUGUACCCUCGACUGGUGGCUCGCUCAGGCCUCUGUAACCGGACAAACAUUCAUCCUGAACAUCCUCUUCUUCUGUCUCUUGCUCCCAACUGCCGUGAUUGUCUUCUCCUAUGUGAAGAUAAUUGCUAAGGUCAAGUCCUCCACCAAAGAAGUUGCCCAUUUUGACAGCAGGAUCCAGAAUAGUCAUGUGCUGGAAAUGAAACUGACCAAGGUGGCAAUGUUGAUCUGUGCAGGGUUCCUAAUUGCCUGGAUCCCCUAUGCUGUGGUGUCAGUGUGGUCAGCUUUUGGACAGCCUGAUUCCAUCCCGGUUCAGUUUUCAGUGGUGCCAACCUUGCUUGCAAAGUCAGCAGCUAUGUACAACCCAAUUAUUUACCAGGUCAUUGACUGCAAAUUUGCCUGUUGCCAAUCUGGUGGGCAGAAAGCAGCCAAGAAGGAAUCUUUGAGGGAUUACAGGAGGCAUACCGUGUCCACUAUCAGGAAAUCAUCAUCAGUGUCUGAAACCCAUCAAGAGGUAUGA
Antechinus flavipes (yellow-footed antechinus) is the source of this 1062-nucleotide messenger RNA. RefSeq names its product opsin 5 (gene OPN5). Gene Ontology annotation, molecular function: G protein-coupled receptor activity. The transcript is spliced from 6 exons. The coding region runs from base 1 to 1062 and encodes 353 amino acids. Gene Ontology annotation, biological process: visual perception; G protein-coupled receptor signaling pathway. The record is from RefSeq and is a predicted model, not a curated record. Lineage: Eukaryota; Metazoa; Chordata; Mammalia; Dasyuromorphia; Dasyuridae. Gene Ontology annotation, cellular component: membrane.